Messenger RNA from Sabethes cyaneus, 2490 nucleotides. It is a transcript of the gene coro, whose product is annotated as coronin-1C-A. Gene Ontology annotation, biological process: actin filament organization. Bases 351 to 2066 code for a protein of 571 amino acids. Gene Ontology annotation, molecular function: actin filament binding. The record is from RefSeq and is a predicted model, not a curated record. NCBI's taxonomy places the organism in Eukaryota, Metazoa, Arthropoda, Insecta, Diptera, Culicidae. The transcript has 6 exons.
UUUGGAUUGAUCGUAAUACACUAAAAUUAAACUUAUCCUGUUUUGAGUUCGUUUUAAAAGUUUAGGUGUUAAAAUUGUUGUAUGUUUUGAGUGUUUACUAUGCAGGUUUUAAAAAUUACUGUUGGAACAAAUUGUGCUUUAAAAUAGAAAUUUAUGAAGCUAUUCAAAUUUCAAGGUUUACACAAUUAAAAAUCAUUUGAAAUCGAGUGCUGAUAAGCCGUGAAGAAAACGUUUCCUAGCAAGUGCGUAAGUGUGAUAAAUUUCACCGCAACAGCAGAGUAAAGUGAUUGUGCUACUGUGUGCUUUUGUACGAGAAUCUGGUUGACAGAAGGAAAACUUAGGAAGCUAGUAUGUCAUUUCGAGUAGUGAGAAGCUCAAAAUUUCGGCAUGUGUAUGGUCAGGCACUCAAACGUGAGCAGUGCUACGACAACAUUAGGGUAUCCAAGAGCAGUUGGGAUUCCACAUUCUGUGCCGUCAACCCAAAAUUUCUCGCCAUUAUCGUAGAAUCAGCGGGCGGUGGUGCCUUUAUCGUGCUACCUCAUAAUAAGGUCGGCCGAAUUGCAGCUGAUCAUGCCCUUGUCGGCGGACACAAAGGCCCCGUGUUAGAUAUUGCCUGGUGCCCACACAAUGAUAAUGUCAUCGCCUCUGGUUCUGAGGACUGUGUCGUGAAGGUAUGGCAGAUUCCCGAUGGUGGAUUAUCCCGAACUAUGACUGACCCGGUUGUGGAUUUAGUGUAUCAUCAGCGAAGAGUGGGCUUAGUUCUUUGGCACCCAUCAGCGUUAAACGUACUUUUAACUGCCGGCUCGGAUAACCUUAUAGUCAUUUGGAAUGUUGGAACCGGUGAGGUGCUGGUACGUAUCGAAUGCCAUCCCGACACAAUAUAUAGUGCAUGUUGGAAUUGGGACGGGUCCCAACUUGUAACAACAUGCAAGGAUAAAAAGAUUCGAAUACUCAACCCUCGAUCGGGUGAAAUACUAAACGAAGCACUUGCACAUGAAGGAUCGAAAGCUACACGUGCUAUAUUUUUACGACACGGACUAAUCUUUACAACAGGAUUCAACCGAUCCUCGGAAAGACAGUAUUCUCUACGAGCGCCGGACGCAUUGGGCGAUCCUAUCGUAAUGGUAGAUUUGGAUACAUCAAAUGGUGUAAUGUUUCCUCUAUACGAUCCUGACACAAAUCUUAUCUAUCUCUGCGGAAAAGGUGAUUCCGUUAUCCGCUAUUUCGAGGUUACACCAGAACAGCCUUUUGUGCAUUAUAUUAACCAGUUCCAGACGCCAGAUUCCCAGCGAGCUAUCGGUAUGAUGCCAAAACGAGGAUGUGACGUAGCAACUUGUGAAGUGGCACGAUUCUAUCGACUUAACAAUGGGGGCUUGUGCCAAGUGAUCUCAAUGACAGUGCCUAGAAAAAGCGAGCUUUUCCAAGAGGAUCUUUAUCCGGAUACGCUCGCUGAUGAAGCCUCUAUAUCGGCUGAAGAUUGGAUAUCGGGAGCCGAUGCAGACCCCCAAUUAGUGUCGCUAAAAGAUCAUGUUUUCCUCGAAAAGGGUGGCUACGUAUCGCAGGCUCAAAGCACACAGCUAACGGUGACGAAGAAAUCGAACGUACUAGACAAGAUGCCACCACGUGGACCAAAGAGCUCUCUGCUUCCAGGAGCAACAACGGGAGGAUCCCCUCCGACCGUCACAAGUGCAUCGAAUGGAUCAACAGCCAACGGAACAGCCCCGUCGGCGCCAAGUGCGAACACCGCAGUUAGUCAGCAACCUCCCCAGGUGAUCGUAAGCGGAGUAUCGGAACAAACAUUGAUGGACCUACGAAGCAAGUUUGAGGACGAGUUUCGAAAGUUGAAGGCAAUCAUAGUAAAACAUGAAAACCGCAUCCGUUCAUUGGAAGCCACCAUGAAAGCUAUGGCGGAUCGAACUAACACCGAAACGGAUGGUUCCCUGCUCAUCAUCUCGACGCCGUCUCCCACGAUCGCAGCUAACCAGUCGGGGACCGGCCAUGAUGAUCACCAUGGAGACGGUGGUGGUCACUAUACCAAUGCAAAUCUGGCCCCUGACGAAGUGUGAGUAAGUUUCACUCCAACUUACAAUCAGAACCAGAGAAUCCAAGCAGUGUACUAAAUAGCAAAGCAAGCAAACUCUUCGUAUAAAAUCUAUGAAUGUUCUGUUAAGAGGAAGAGUUAUAUGCACUAAAGCAAAACAAAACGCGAGCGCUCAAACAAAAGUUUAUUUUUUGAAAACUAUUUUUAAAUUUGUACUAAAAACAAAAUUGUGAGAAGGUUAUUUAUUUGUAAUCAUUUUUAUUGCAAACAGAACAAGAAAGAAUUUAUCUUCCAAAACAUAUUAAACGUGAAGAAUGUUGAAACAAUGCCUUGUUGCUUGAAGCUAAACAACAUACUUAAGAUAAAAAAAUGCCUAUAUCUAAUUAAGUGAGCUAAAAAUCAAAAAAUCAACUCAUUGUACAUUUUAUAAUAGAAUCAGGAGAAAAAUA